This is a messenger RNA of Phymastichus coffea, 3991 nucleotides long. RefSeq names its product zinc finger protein Gfi-1b-like (gene klu). The transcript is spliced from 2 exons. Gene Ontology annotation, molecular function: RNA polymerase II cis-regulatory region sequence-specific DNA binding; DNA-binding transcription factor activity. NCBI's taxonomy places the organism in Eukaryota, Metazoa, Arthropoda, Insecta, Hymenoptera, Eulophidae. The coding region runs from base 486 to 1826 and encodes 446 amino acids. Gene Ontology annotation, biological process: regulation of transcription by RNA polymerase II. The record is from RefSeq and is a predicted model, not a curated record.
CGUGCCUUGCUUUAUACAUGCUAUAUAUGUUAUUAUUUCAUAUAUAUAUGUGUAUAUAUAUACACACAUAUAUAUACAUAUAUAUACAUUCUUUUAAGAACUCCUCGUGUGUUUUUGUUGUAUAUAGAUCGUAUAUGUUGUGUUGUUGACUAUGCGUGUGAAGACCAGAAAGAGUGAUAAGAUAAGUGCUUUUUAUUAUUGAUAUGCAUAUACUCUGAGGCGAGAAAAAAGAGAGUAUAGGUAGGCGAAGUGCGGCUUGAUCGAAUAUAAGCUGUUUAUCUGUAUAUUGCCUUGACAUAUGAGAAAAAUCUGCUACGCUGGGUCUCGCGGUCGAAGGUUUCAACACAACGAUAUCGCACGCAUGCGGCUCCUGCGCCGCUGAUUUUAAGGAGCAUUGGGAGGACACAACCGGCAGUACGGUGGUAGCCGAGGCGGGUAGAGUCGUAGCCGAGGGGGGCCCAGGCGGCGGGUGCCGCGCCACCUCGAUGACGAUGGCGGAGAGCGCGCUGGAGGACUCGGCCCAAGCCGCACCGCCGGGCCCGGCCAAGCCACCACCCACCUGUACCAACAACAACACCCUCGCCGCUACGGCAAAUCGCAACCAGCAGACGCAGCAAGGGCAGCAACAGCAGCAACAGCCAGCUGCGGCAGCCGCACCGAUACGCAAACGCAAGCGACUGUCUCAGGUGGUAGACAAACUCCAAAAGACGAGCAAGCGUUGCGACAGUAACAGCGAGGAGGAGGACGUAUUCCUAGCCACGUCGUCGUCACCAAGUCCAUCCAGCGACAAUACCGUCAAGUCAUCGUCCAAGCAUCACAGUCAUCUUCACAAUCACGAGAAUCAUCGGAACAACAAUCAUCAUCAUCAUCAGCAGCAGCAAGUUCCAGCGCCGAUUUACAGCGGCUGCAGCUGCAUGCACUGCUCGUCGUCGCCGAUGUUACCGACAUCGCCGCUGACACCGCUGACGCCGUUGAGUUUCGCAACACCGGUGUCGCCGUCGUCGUUCAGCUUCGAACAUUAUCUGCAUACUAAGUACCUGCCCUUGUCGCGUAGCCACUCCGACUCGGACGAGCCAUGGGAUCACCAGCAAACACGCCAGCGGCAACCGAAUAGUCGACAGGUUUACUUGCCAAGAAGUGGCAGCCUCGAAUCAGACUCGACGGCAAGUCCGCAAGAUUCCCCGUUGGACCUGUCGAUGAAGGGUUUGUUAGCAGCCGUGAGACCUCCGGCGUUACAGCUUCUACCUCCGGGUUUGGUGUCGAGAGGCUCGGUAAGCGUGCCGGUCGUCAGAGGUGACGUAGCUUCUCCGACGACCAAGGAAAGCGUCGCUGUUCGUUACAAUCUGGACGUGUCGCCGGUGGUCGAGGAAAUGCCUCCCGGUGCUGAUUUGGCCUACGUAUGUCCUGUGUGCGGUCAGAUGUUCAGUCUACACGACCGACUGGCGAAACACAUGGCGUCCAGGCAUCGGAGACAAAACUCGCAAGACACUCAGACCAAGGCGUAUCUUUGCGAUGUUUGUAAACGUAGCUUUGCUAGGUCAGACAUGUUGACGAGGCACAUGAGGUUGCAUACCGGCGUUAAACCGUACACUUGCCGGACGUGCGGUCAAGUAUUUAGCAGAUCUGAUCACUUGAGCACUCAUCAGCGAACGCACACCGGUGAGAAACCGUACAAGUGUCCGCAGUGCAUCUACGCAGCGUGUCGCAGGGAUAUGAUCACCAGGCAUAUGAGGACACACUCCAGGUACGCGCACUCGACCAAGCAAGAGCUCAAAGCCGAGUUGCCCGACAGCCCGACGAGUUUGCCGAUGAUCAAGCAGGAAUGACGAUUACCCGCUGGAUGAUCCGCCGAACGACAGCGAAUCUCGAGAUCAGUAUUAUCGGUGUCACUUUGCCGAUCAUUUUCCGAAGGAAAAACGAAGAUAAGAUGUUCUUCGGUCGGUUGAAAAAACAAGCUCUCUCAUGUUGAUUGUAACUAGGUGCUUUGUACAGAAUAUUAUUACGUGUUUGACACAGUACAUACACUUAACACUUACUUACACACACAAAUGUGCCAAAUUUUUAAAUGAAGGUCAGUGAUCGUCAAUUCGCGCAACUUACUCGACACAGCGCAGCAGACUGUGGGCGGCAGGACUGAAAGAAAAUAAAGUCGAUAUUCUUUUGCUCUCUAAAUAAAAUUGAAUUUAACUUAUUUAUUUUUUUUCGUUCUUGUUUUUUUUACUCGCGACGCGCGUUAAACGCGAUGUAAACUCUUUAUUUAUUUGAUAUAUAUUUGUAGUUAAUAUGGAUUUGUGACGAUUUUUUUUUUCUUCCCUUCAAGACGAGAACAAAUUCAAAUAACGUUGGUUGUUUAUUUUUUCUUUUGUAAGUUCGACGAUAUAAUUCGAUGAUCUUUUCUCUCAUCUCUUCUAUUUUUAUGUUUUUUCUUCGUUGGAAACAUACGAACAUGUACCUGCGCGAAGAUUGACUGUAGGAAAAACAUUAAGUUUGAAAAAUCAGUUGGACCGAGCGUUUCCUUUUUUUUUUUGUUAAAUGAGCGGAAGUUAGAUUUUUUGUAGCAUUAUUAUUAUAAUUUUAGUCGAUAAUUAAGCUCUAUCGUUGAUGUUGUUUGUAACGACAAAUGCUGAACAGCAAAGGAGGAAAACUUGUGAAGGUUACCCCUACUAAUUGAAAAAUUGAAUUAUUUGUUUUGUUUGUCGACGAUAAUAAUGUUCGGUCGCAGGUAGGCCGUGAACUACAAAAGAAAAUUAUUUGUGAAAUCGCGGACCAAGCAAAUAAAAUAAAAACACAAAAACGGAAUAAAAUCUCAUGCAUCCACUCCCAUUUUGUCUAUUAGAAUGUAAUAAUUCCUCACGAGUCUCCGCGCGACUAUUUAACGGAAGGUUUGAACUGAAAGUUCACUCUCGUGUUUAUUCACAUAAUAUAGUCGAAUCUCUCUAACUGUAUAUUUUUGUACAGCACGUUUUUCUAGUACGUACUUUAAACGUUAAGUGUUUGAAUAUAAAUAAUAAAGAGAAAAAAAAACGACGCACCAAGUGAUAGGUCGUUGUUUUUUAAUUUGCCAAGUACUUACUUCUGCUCUCUUUCUUGUAUGAUAUCUACACGAAGACAAUGCUUGCCACUCAACUUGCCUAUUUAUUUUAUUUUCAUUCUUUCAUCGGACAAAGUAUUUUUGCAAGCAAGAACUACCACAUGCGUAAAUAAAAAAAAUGUUAUUUCUUCGUUGUCAUUAUACUUUUUCUCCUAUAUUUUGUUUGCUAAAUUUUCUUCGUAUGUGCGUUGAGCUUGCGUUUUUCUUUGUAAUUAUCAUCUUGACACUUAGUCCCUUCACGAGCACGCUAGUGACGUAAUUAUCACUAUUUUUAUUAUAAGUUAUUACUUUUAUUAUUAUUAUUAUAUUAUUAUUAUUAUAUUAUCAUUAUUAUUAUUACUUAGUUACGUUAUUAAUCAUGUUUAAUGCUUCUAUUAUUUAUUUUGUUAUCCCGUUUGAGAACAAACAAACAAUUAAAAAAAUCGAAGUCAUAAGUGCAACUGAUCUAAGGAGCAAAAAUAGUAAACCAGCAUAAGUUUACUAUAGAAAAUGAACAAAACAGUUAAAAUGUAAACGUAUGUAAACGUUAAAAUGUAAAUGUAUCUCUCUCUGAAUCUUCACACGAAUAUAAAAUGAAAAAAUGAAGUCUCCUAUCGUAGUGUCUUUUAUUAUUUUUUAUUAUUACUUAACAAAUAAAAAUGCGCGCGCGGUUAUUGCAUUUACGUCGUUGUUCAUCGUGUACAAUCAAGUUCCUUGCUAAUCUCCGUAUAUACAUAAACAAAGCGAUGCACGUCGAAGUGAUUGAGUGCGCGCUGAAGACACACGUCGGAGAGAGAGAGCGAGAGAGAGAGAGAGAGAGAGAGAGAGAGAGAGAGAGAGAGAGAGAGAGAGAGAAGAAAGAGAGAGAAUGGUAAAGUCGACAAAUGAGCGAAUGAGAGAGAGAGAGAGAAAACUUAUAAU